Molecule: messenger RNA, 1249 nt
Organism: Cannabis sativa
Lineage: Eukaryota; Viridiplantae; Streptophyta; Magnoliopsida; Rosales; Cannabaceae
Exons: 1
Coding region: 203-1099 (298 amino acids)
Biological process (GO): root development; shoot system development
Source: RefSeq, a predicted model, not a curated record
AAUCCAUGUUGCUAUUGCAUUGCAUGCAUUAAUACUUGGACCAAUUAAGAUGCUUAUUAAUUAAUGUCUCUCUCCUUCAUCUCAUCAUACUAUAAAUAUGUUGUGCACUAGGCCAAGGUAAUAAACCAAACCAAACCAAAACUAAGAUCAAAGUAUAUUUACAUUAUAUUUUUUGAUCAUCAAUAUUAGUCAUAAUAACAAAAUGGCUCCCUCCAAAUCUCAGUACCAUAUUCGCUCUAACAGCUUUCCCACAAGACCACACCCUCUUUUCCAGCAAUGCGACGAGCAUUUGUGCCGGUUAGGAGCUUCCGAUGCAACCUCUUCCUCUUCAGUAAGCCUGAAACUAAGUGGUCUUGAGGACUUGCAUGAUUCAGUUGAGAAGCUAUUCCAACUACCUCUAACUCAACAAGCCUUUGUCCAAGGCCGUCAAGAGAAAUGGGUAGACGAAUUGGUCGACGGUACUCUGAGGGUCUUGGACAUGUGCAGCGCAGCCAAAGAUGCUGUGCUGCACACCAAAGAAUGCGCACGAGAAGUUCAAUCUAUCGUGCGCAGAAGACGAGGUGCUGAAGUACUUGGCCUUGUUGGCGAGGUCAAGAAAUACAUGGCCUCAAGGAAAGUUGUGAAAAAGGCAAUCCGUAAGGCGUUGGACAACAUGAAGGCUGGUGCUAAUUAUAAAUCUUCAUCUUCCAACAAAGAAAGCAGUGCUGAAACCAUGGCCUUAAUUAGUGUUUUGAAAGAAGUUGAAGCAGUGACUCUUUCAAUUUUUGAGUCCUUGUUGUGCUUUGUUUCUGGACCAAAGUCACAAACCAUGAUGAGUGGUUGGUCUUUGGUUUCCAAGCUUGUGUACAAGAAAAAAGUGAGUUGUGAUCAGGAUGAUGAUCAAGCCGAUGCGAACGAAUUCGCAAAGGCUGAUGAAGCGUUGCAGUGCCUCAUGUACCAUGAGACUGCCAAGUUUGACAACACUACUCACAUUGAGAAUGUUCAGAACGAACUGCACAGUCUCGAGUCAUGUGUUCAAGAUUUUGAAGAGAGAUUAGAGAGGUUGUUUAGGCGUUUAAUCAAAACUAGAGUUUCCCUUCUCAACAUCCUUAACUAUUAGCUAGAUAUAUCAGAAAAUCAUGUUAUCCACUAUGGGACUUCAAAAUUUUAGUGUCCCGGAUAUAUUUAUCUAUUUUUAUGCUAUUAUAUAUAUUUGUACAUGAUUGCAUAUGUAUAUCUACAUCAAAUUAAUGCAGUAAAUUUAUCUAAA